Messenger RNA from Vicia villosa (hairy vetch), 1005 nucleotides. RefSeq lists its product as uncharacterized. Lineage: Eukaryota; Viridiplantae; Streptophyta; Magnoliopsida; Fabales; Fabaceae. The transcript is spliced from 6 exons. Bases 443 to 769 code for a protein of 108 amino acids. The record is from RefSeq and is a predicted model, not a curated record.
CAAUAAUUUUAUAUUUUUUCAUUUUCAAAGAGAGAGAAAGAGAAAGAAAAGAAAGAAAGAAGAAGAAGAAUCCAAAAGCAAUCCCAUCUCUUCUGUGUCUUUGCACAUCAGAACUGAAGGGAGAGAGAGAGAGAAACCGCACAAAUCUAUGCACAAUUUCACACCGACAAUACCUAUCUCCAUCUCAUAAAGGAUUGCUUUGGAAUCGGCUUCGUUUCUCUUCAAUUUCAUUUGUGGUGGAUCUAAUUUGAUUAGGUUUUUUUUUUUUUUGGGGGUGGUUCAGACGUUACAUGCAUAUGGGAGCAGUGGUUGUGUUGGAUGCUAUAAAAGGCCCGCACUAGUUACUACUGUGGAAGCACCGUCAAAAGGGGUUAUAAUAGUAGGCAAGACAGCGGAGAAACCUAGUACAUCAGAGGAUUUCUGGACCACCAGCACGCAUGAUAUGGACAACAGUGCUGUUCAAUCUCAAGGAAGUAUAUCUUCAACCAGUCUAACUAACCAAGCUGUGGUUCCUCAUGGCAGUUCUUCCAACAACCCGCCUGAGUUUGUAAAUCAUGGUCUAAUUCUAUGGAAUCAGACUCGACAGCGUUGGGUUGGAAAUAAAAAGUCCGAGAAUCGAACACAACAAUUGCGAGAACCUAAAUUGAGUUGGAAUGCAACAUAUGAAAGUUUACUGACAAGCAACAAGCCAUUCCGUCAGCCUAUCCCCCUUGCUGAAAUGGUAGAUUUCCUUGUGGACGUUUGGGAACAGGAUGGCCUGUAUGACUGAGCCGACGAAGGUUGAGGAAGUGCGGUUUCGUUUAUUCGAUCCUUUAAAUAAUUUUAGAUCUUGCUUCUUUAGAAACAGGAGGAAGGGGAAUGAAUGAAUAGGUUGCAUCUGUAUAUCAAUUGUUAUAUGCCAAAGAGUAAUUUCUCUCAGCAGGUGUUAAGAUAAUUGUAUUAUACUUUAUUUAAUUGAUUGCCCUGGUUUCCUCUCUGGUAUCCAUAAGAGGCAAGUUUUGAAAA